Caenorhabditis bovis is the source of this 303-nucleotide messenger RNA. NCBI's taxonomy places the organism in Eukaryota, Metazoa, Nematoda, Chromadorea, Rhabditida, Rhabditidae. The record is from the annotation of a GenBank genome assembly.
AUGAACUACACUUCGUUGCUAGCUGUUCUCGUGUUUGCUGCUCUUUACACAAGAGUUCAAGCGGAUUUUAUGGAGUGUCAAAUGUGUGAAUUGACAGUGAAAGUUGCGGCUCCAAUGCUCGGACAGGACACCGCCAAUAUUGAGAAGGCAGUUGAUGAUGAAUGCAAAAAAGAAUUCCACAAGAUCCCAUUUGCAUCACAGGAAUGUAGGAAUUUCAUCAAUGCCAAACUUGACCCAAUCAUUCACGAGCUCGAAAGCGGAACUGCUCCAAAGGAUGUCUGCAGAAAACUUGGAAUGUGCUAA